GCCUCAUCCAUCUACAUUUCAAACUCAGCUGCGGGAGCCUCAUGAAAUGGUACAGAAUUACCGUAGACGGGAUGGGUGCGGUUUACAUUGUUACCAUCGAGGUAUUUUGCUAGGUACGACGCUUACUUUACAAAAUAAAAGCAACUACACAUAGAUUGAUUCAAAGGGGAUCCGCCCAUGGGUUGAUCUUUGUUCUCCUGGGUACCAUCACGCUCUAGAAUCGUACUGCUCUUGAAUUCACUCAGAGAACUCUGGUUGCUUCCUGAGCAGUAUGCCUCGGACACUGCCAUGGCAGGUCGACGAGAAACCGAGGAAAAGCACUACUCCCACUGCGAGUAGCUCCAAACGGCAAUCCAGAUCGACGUCUUCAACAGCAUCGGGAUUGGGUAAUGUGCAAACCCCUACAAGAGGCGCGCCUCAGAUCGUGCGAACUCCUUCAACCUCUCCGCCAUGCGAAGUACCUCCUGUAGAGUUUAUGAAAGAAGGCUUAGAUAACGAUGAUCAGUAUAUUAUGGUCGAGGACGAAUUUCUAGCGACUGCACAGAGCUUCACUCGUCAUUUGCACCAUGCCGAAUAUGUGCGUAAGAAAAACGAGACAAAAAUCAAGAACGCCAAAGCAAUAAAAGCUUUAGUUCGACCUACGGGUGUGAAAAGUACUUUGAGUGCCGAAUCUCGCAAGAACAUGCAGUCCGAAGAAAACUCUUCCAGGCACAAGGCUGCUCUGAGUGAACUCAAAAGAAUUGCUGGUCGGCCCCCUGUCGACUCUGAGGUAGAGGAUGAGGGCAUCGAAAGUGAAGAGGAUAAAGAUGAUGAUCCUUGGGUAGGAACCUCGUUGCAGAAUUUGAUGACAUAUCAGAUGAAGCACAAGUCCUUGGUCGGCUUGCACAGGAUCAGAUCUACAACUCGGGCUGCAUUGGGUUUCUCGAAGGCGCCAGUUGGCUUAGCUGGAGGAAGUCGUAAAAGGGGCCAGGAUGGGCACCCCCAACCGACACCGGGAGCAGAGAUUCGCCCACAUGUCAUUGAUGAUGAAAGUACUACCGGCGACGACGAUGAUCUUGAUGCCCAGCCUCGGCGUUCGAAAUCAGUUCAGAUACCAACACCGAACCCAAGGCCUGCGACCAGUAGGAGUAACACCUACGCGACAGGUUCACUGUCUACAAAGACGAGAACACAAUCUGUAUCACGAUCUGACCCACAAGAAGGGAUAAACGUAUCACAUGAGCCUGGCGACUCGACGAGCCACCGACGAGCCGCUUUUGUUCCGCCAAAGCGGACAAGUAAAAUAAUGAGUUUAUUCGAUGACUCGGAAGAUGAAAAAUCAACGAAAAUAACGAAAAAUGAAGGCAACAAUAACAAAUCCCAAGUUCGCAAACUAUCACUAUCGGAAACCUCGCCAUAUAAACGCCAUGAAAAAGAUGGAAAAUCCAAAAAAUCCCGCCUCAAUGAAGUCCCGACAUUCUUAUUCUGAGGCGCGCAAGAAAGAAAAGUUCGUCCUCGAAAAGUCAUGAUACAUGGAAAUAUGUAUCAAAUGUCGUUGGUCCAACCAUGGACCCAAAUCUUCACCUGGAUAAAAAAUCCUAUAUUCGUAGGUUCUCGUCAACGGCAACAAUAGUUUAUAUGCUCUGCCGCAGCAGUCUCAACCGGACCACAUCCGUAUUUUCGGUUAGCUUUUCCUUCAACAUCUUGGCUUCGUGGUAAAGCUUUUCUCGCUUCGAAACACGAUAAAGGGCGCUGGAGUCACUGGGAGUUUCGUCCGACAAAGCGUCUCUGUUCAGAAUACUUAGCAACAAUUUUAAGGAUCGGGUGCCAUGGGCUUAUUUGCAAAUAGCCAACUCAGCGGGACGACAUACUCCUUAUCAUAAUGGGGCAUCGUGAAUUCUACCCGCCGAAAAUCUGUUGGAGGACCCUGAGACGGAGACAACGAAUAUAAGCAUGAAACUAAACUGACCACUGCGCGCUGUGAAUACUCACAAUCACCAACCGCUUUGAGGUACUUUGCCGUCGUCGAUGGAUGGACUUGAUCCAUGGUACUAGACCCCCAAAACAGUCCAUAACUAUCCUUCUAGCCUCUUUGACAAAAUGGCACAGAAGCUAGGAGAUUGGAGGGCAAAAGCCUAACUCUACAACGGUGCUUUUUAGUGUUUUCGAUAGGAGGCGACUUUGAUAAUAUAAGAGCGGGAAGUUGGAAGGUGUGCGCGUGUGCUAUAGCGCGUUGUCGAGUUACUCAAACUCGCCCAGUAAAAUCACGGAACGAAGUAACAAUUCACGACCAAGGAAGAAGGGCGCAGGGACAGAAAUCGGACUAUGUGGUUCGGAGUUGCACAAUUCAACAGAACUUUAAUGGCACAAAGAAAAUAAAUAAAAUGUCGACAAAUUCAAAGUCGGUGUUUUCGAAUUAAAUCUAAAGGAGGCGGCAAGAAAGACAGAGCUGAGUGAUUUAAUCUCGGCAAGGCCUUGUAGUGUAUCAUCCAACAAAUGUUAAACUACAAUCAAUGCAAGCCUAAACUGCACGCAAAAACUGAAAAACUGAAAACCAAAAGAGAUUCAAAGGAAACGAAGAAGGUCCGAAGAGCGGAAUUUGCAUGAGAAAAAUAAAAAUAAAAAUGGGGAUGCUGAAACACAGACAAGGCGCGGCACGAAGCGCUACCCCCUCUCCAGGAUGAAUUAACUAAUAAUGAUUAUUAUGCUCACUCGUUUGCCCGCGCCGCAACUCCACCCCUGUAUGACCAAGCCCAGCCCAUAUGCUGACUGGGAACAGGCCAAAUAAAUUGUAUACGAUUUGGUCAAGUGAAGGGUCCAAUCUGAUUCUUCCCAAAGCGCCAGCGCGAGCGGGGUUUUACUCGUCGCAGUGCAGCCGUAACAUACUACUGUGCAAGAGGAACGGCGAGGGAGGUUUGUGUGUUCUAUGAUUGUCUUCGCGGCGGGGUUCUGGUUGGCUGACUGCGUCCCGCAUGAACUCGCCCGUCCCCCAACAACUGGGGCUGUUCAACCAACCAGCUCUGUUAGCUUUUUUUAGAUCGUUUGACAUCGAACAUGGAUGGUCAGAAGUCAGGUACAGGCUCCCGGGCGAGUGUGCUAGCAGUGGCAAUGGCAUGGCUGACACAAGGGAUGCAUGCAGCAUUGAUAAGAGACGCAAGCCUACCAAGGCUGUGCUUCCGGACGGACAUCAGGGAAGGAAGAGCGAGCCUUUGUUCACUCGCCGUGUUCAUCAGGCUUUCCGCUUUCCUUUUCAGUGCAACCGUGGAAUUGACGCAUCCGAAUUUCUGUGAUCCUAUGUACUCUAACUACUACACGGAGACAUAUAACUUAAUGAUUGGCGUGUUCCUGCACAUAACACUGCGCUGCGUAAUCGGACACACAAAAUGCCAAGGGAACUAAACCUGCGUCGAACACAGAUUAGAAGCUGACAGCCAUAUUGGGCGUGUUGACUUUCGAAGUUGAGCAUCACUCACCUCAACCAAGAGGCCCUCGCGUUUUUAACGGAAUCGGUCCCUGGUACUGAGAUAAUCGGCCCCGAAGCUUCCCUAGAUUAGCCGCUGUUUAGUGGACUGUCAGCAAAUAGGGCACUAACUAAGCGGCGGGGACCGAGAUUGUAGCGCUGUUAUCAAGGGGAAAUGUCAGAUUCUGGCGCAGAUAUGUUAUACAGAGUACGGAUUACAGAGUACCUGGUUCUCAGAUAAUAUAUCGAGUGGUUUCCGUCUCAAGCAUACCCCAGUUGGCCAAGAUUCCAGGCCACCCAGGUCUACUAAACGCAAGCAACUCCAGACAACUGUUGUCAUGGGGGUAUUCUCACCGCACCGGGAAUACUUGCACCAAGCACUCGCGUCAUUCUCCUAACAUAACAACUCUAGUUUUGUUGUCUGGUUAUGUCUGCCAUUCGUCUUUCGCCCUCCCCUCGGCAUGCGUUCUCGUUAUUCUCAAAUUUAUCGUCAGACAGACCUUCUAGGUUGGCUGGUGGUUUGAUAAUCUUGCCAUAAGCUAAUAUGCUGCUUAACUGAAUUCGACCCUUCGAGAGCUCGCCAAAGCCCUUCGCCUAUCCUGCCAAAAGCUUUAGUCCUGAAUUUCAAUUGAAGUAAAGCGAUGCAGGAGGUACCCUAUCAACGUGGCCAUGAAAAAUGCCCGUGCCCUGUGGGAUGUCAUUGCCAAAAAAUAGACUGCUGCGACCCAGACUAUUAAACUGAGGCCGGCAGGCUCGGCCAGUUGAGUGACUAGAUACCUUUCGAGCUUCGAAACAUGAUGUGGUUACCAGCUUACAGGCCAUAAAUGUUAGCUCUAGGAAGUUGAUAGAUGUGGCAUUGCCCCCUUCCGUUAUUUGACUCAGAAUGAUAUCUCAACACAAAAUCACUGAUGUUGGCGAAAUGAUAUAGGAACUUGCGGAUAUAAUCUAUAUCAACUUCUAGGAUUUAGGACAAUAGAUCAACCUUCAUUCCUCUUUCACGGAACAGUUGAGAUAUCGAGACUAAAGUGAAGGAGCCAGAUAACCGACUUUAUUAAAGAAUAGUACGAGUCAUAUGGAGGAGAAUGUUCAUCUACGAUUUUAAACCUACCAUCUUUCAAAACCAGUUAACAUGCCUCCGAAUAAGAGCUGUUUGCACACCAAGUUUUCACGCACAGAGCGAGUGGAUUUUUGGAGAUGGAUUCACCCCACGUUUGCCACGAAACCGAUCAUUAACACUGCGAACGGGUUUUUAUGCAACUCGUAGAGUGGUGCAUUCAUGCAUGCAUGCACAAUGCACAGGUGCUCCGUAACUGAAAGGGGGUAUUCUUUGGAAAGCCUGUUUGGCGCUAAAAGCAUACAUACACAUGUAAUGUACAUGUACAUGUACAUUCCAAAAAUAGCUUCCUAUCACCAGUGUUCCUAUGCCGCAUAUUACAUUCACCAUAGUUGGUUAAUUCCAUUAGAAAUGUUUUGGGUUAGUGAAACAUGAACCUAUUGCUAGGAUGAUAAAAGGGAAGCAGUUAUUUUGGGUAGUCCUUGAGAUGGAAACUCUUCAACUUGACAAAUUGAUCAAAGCCGAACCUGCUCAAUGUCACACCGCGCCCAGAGUUUUUCCAUCCCGUCCAUGCAAGGUCCUAUAAAGUUAUGUCAGAGGAUCAUACUUGAAGUUGAUGAGGCUUGGGGUGGAAUUAUUUGGAGAGGAGGAAAGGGGAUGAAUUUUCCUCUCUGCAAUUGCAAUCCACUUACAGGACUCGGGUAAUCUGCUCUGUUGACGAAGACAGUUCCUGCUUCGAUCUGCUGGAUCAAUUCUUCGGCUUUAGCAACGUCUUUUGUCCAAACACUCGCCGUCAGGCCCAGAUCGCUUUGAUUCAUUAACCGGAUCGCCUCAGCGUCAUCCCUGACUUUUGUGACAGGUAUAACUGGCCCAAAAGUUUCUUCCGCCAUCACUUGCAUGUUGUGGUUCACACCGGUUAACAGGGUGGGCUUGACAAAGUUUCCAGCCUUGGGAAGGUUGUCAAACGUCGAGUUCGAAGGCGUUUCAUCCACUGCCCCCUUUUUGAGGGCAUCGUCAAUCUGGGCUAAAAUGGCCUCCUUCGCUCGUUUCGAGAUUACCGGACCGAUCUGUGUCUUCUCGUCAAACGGAUCGCCCACACGGUAUUUGCUUAGGACUUUCUUGGCCUCUUGGACGAACGCAUCGUGGAUGGUCUCGUGAACGUAUACUCUUUCGAUUGCACAGCAGCUCUGGCCACUGUUGAAAAUCGCACCAUCAACAAUCUCUUCCGCUGCCCAUGCGAGAUCAACAUCACUGCGGACAUAUGCUGGGUCGUUUCCACCAAGCUCCAAGCCAACGUUCACAAUCCUGUCUGCAGCCGCCUUCUGGACAGCUAGACCCCCGGCGACAGACCCCGUGAAGCAGACGUGGUUGAUGAGAGGUGACCGAACAAUUGAUUCAAUGUCGGUAGGAGAACCGCAGUGGAAAUAUUGUAGAACAUCUUGUGGUAAACCAGCUUCAUUGAAAAUGGAAGCGAUUUGUUCCACCACUGUUGGCGUUUGUGGUGAGGGUUUCAAAAUAACGGCGUUUCCGGCAAGGAGGGCGGGAACCAGGCUGUUGACGAGGACCAGGUACGGGUACUAUAAAUAGGAUAGUUAGCAAGAGCAAAAGGCGACGGAGGCGAUAGAGCAUUGAUAUACUCGAUCAACAAAUGUAGCCGAUGGAAUAUAAGAAAAGGAUUGGGGCUUAACAAUGCGGGGUGGUGAAUUGUCACAUACGUUCCAUGGAAAGAUGAUUAGCACAACCCCAACCGGCUCUUUCUUAAUAUAUCUUUUAAACCCAGCCUCAGCCUCCGUAUCUAUGGUCCCUUCGUCUCCUAACACAGUGGAAGAAAUACGAUUCAAGUACUCGCCUCGUUUUAUCGCUGUUGCAAUCUCGCCGCCUGUGUAUGCGAUCGGGCGUCCCAUUUGCUCCGUCACCUCGCGAGCUAGGAUAUCCUUCUUCUUUGCAAGAAGUCCAAGAGCGCGGGCAACGAUUUCCUGGCGCUGACCUAGGGUAGUUGACCGUGAAAAGGAACGGAAGGCAUCCUGCCCCUUUUGGGGCAAUGAGGUAAGCUCUUGUUGAGAUACCCCUGGGCGGGUGAGGAUAGGAUCGUUGGUGAUCGGGGAAAUCGUCGUCAAAGUUUCUACAGACAUUUUCACUAUGGCUAGCGAGCUAGAUAUUAUUUUGAUAUGACCCUACCAAAUGUAUAAUGAACUUGGAGGUUUUGGGAGCGGCUUCAGUCUUGUUGAUACAUGGGCGGGGUUCGUGGCUCGCCGAUUAUUGAUAGUUCGCGGAGCCGGAAUGUGGACCAAGAUCGCGGGGACGAUAUAAACUUAGCCUAACCAAAGCAAACCGCGCAAGAUUUGUCAGAGGAAUCCCUUUCGGCAGAUCGGAAUAGUUUCCGUAUUGAUUUAUCAUGAUUUAUUCUGUGACACUAUCCUGAUGUACUCUGUAUAUGGAGCUGCUUUCGACAUUCGGAAGCGAGAGUAUCCAUCAUGUGACAUCAUGGUUGCUACCCAGGUAUCUUUAUGUAUGUACAGUACAUGUACAAGUCUGUUAUAACCUGAGUGAUAUACAGGACACUCACUCUGUAACCACUAACUCGAAUUAGGAAGGCAACUGAACCCAUCUGGG
This is a messenger RNA of Blastomyces dermatitidis ER-3, 7106 nucleotides long. RefSeq lists its product as uncharacterized. The record is from RefSeq and is a predicted model, not a curated record. Bases 272 to 1468 code for a protein of 398 amino acids. The transcript is spliced from 4 exons. NCBI's taxonomy places the organism in Eukaryota, Fungi, Ascomycota, Eurotiomycetes, Onygenales, Ajellomycetaceae.